Messenger RNA from Grus americana (Whooping crane), 8073 nucleotides. It is a transcript of the gene SACK1B, whose product is annotated as family with sequence similarity 83 member B. The transcript has 5 exons. Gene Ontology annotation, cellular component: membrane; cytoplasm. Lineage: Eukaryota; Metazoa; Chordata; Aves; Gruiformes; Gruidae. The coding region runs from base 298 to 3390 and encodes 1030 amino acids. The record is from RefSeq and is a predicted model, not a curated record. Gene Ontology annotation, biological process: epidermal growth factor receptor signaling pathway.
GCCGGGCUUCCCCAGUUCAGACAAGUCCUUGCCCCGCUCCCGCGGCGGCGGCGGGUUUGGUGCGACACCGUCCUGACAUGUUUUAACUGGUUUCCACACCCACCCCGCCUGAGAGCGACGGGAAGUACCUGCGAUGAGCCCUGCGCCGCCUUGACUCGCCGCCGCCGCGAUCGCAGCAACCGGGUCGAGCCGCCCCGCCGCUCCGGAGGCGAGACCCCACCGCGGGGCACCGGCGCAAUACAUUUCAUCAGCUCAUGAAUGGAAAUUUAAGAGACUUUAUACAAAAUAUAUGUGAAGAUGGAAACUUCAUCUUUGCUAUCGUCCUUGCAUGAUGAAUGCAGAUCAGACAACUAUAUUGAACCUCAUUACAAGGAAUGGUAUCGAGUAGCUAUUGAUGCUCUAAUUGAAGGAGGUUUAGAAGCCUACAAAGAGUUUCUUUCCCAAGAGAGAUGCUCAGAGUUCCUAGCCGAUGAGGAAAUUGAUUACAUUUUGAACAAUGUUCACAAACUUCCCCAAAACACAAUUUAUUCCUCUAACCAUGGCAUUGAUGACACCUCUUCCUCGGGAACUUACUGGCCCAUUGAAUCAGAUGUGGAAGCUCCAAAUCUUGACUUAGGUUGGCCCUACCUGAUGCCUGGAAUUUCUGGUGGCACGAAUAUUGACCUGCUUUUUCAUCCACCACGAGCACAGCCGUACACCAUAAAGGAAACUGUUCGGAAGAUGAUACGAGAUGCAAGAAAGGUCAUUGCCAUCGUUAUGGAUAUGUUUACAGAUGUGGAUAUUUUUAGAGAAAUUGUGGAGGCAUCUGCUAGAGGGAUUGCAGUGUAUCUCCUGCUUGAUGAGUCAAACUUCAGUCACUUUUUGAAAAUGACAGAGAAACAAGGCUGUCAAGUUCAGAGGCUCAGGAACAUGAGGGUGCGGACGGUAAAAGGACAAGAUUACUAUUCUAAAACAGGAGCAAAAUUCCAUGGAAAAAUGGAACAAAAAUUUAUUCUUGUUGACUGUAAGAAAGUCAUAUAUGGUUCUUACAGCUUUAUGUGGUCAUUUGAAAAAACCAACCUCAGUAUGGUUCAAGUUAUCACAGGACAGCUGGUGGAAUCCUUUGAUGAAGAGUUCAGGACACUGUACGCCCGUUCUUCUGUUCCUAGUUCAUUUGCCCCAGAAUUAGUGCAUGUAAACAGUCGCAGGACACUCUGGGAUAAUGAUACAUACCAACACUCGGUGUCUUCCUUGGCUUCAGUUUCUAGCCAAAGAAACCUUUUUAGUAGGCAAGACAAGGUUCACCAGAUAGAUCCUGUUUGUUGGAAAACUCGUGGAAGAUAUGCUGUGAAUGAAAUCGAUAAAUAUGGCUUGAGAAAUCAAGCCUACAAUAAACAACCAUUUCAUCCAGGUUUUAAUAUGCAAAAUCCAAUCCAGCAGUAUCAACCUAGUGAAAAAAAUGAGCACUGGAAGAGACAUAGUUAUGCUGGGGAGAAGCCAGAACGGACACCUUACCUGUUGCUCAACAGAGCUAUUAACAGAGCCAACAAUCCAUCAAAUACUUGGAAAAUGCCUUCCGAUAGCCUUAGUAUUGUGUCUUCAUUACGAGGAGGAUAUGCAAAUAACUACAAUACACCCCAGCAAAGUUUUGCCGAUCAGUUUUCACGACCAAAGGUAAAUCUUGCAGAAAGAAAUUCAAUUGUACGGAGGUCUUUUAAUGGGACAGACAAUCAUAUCCGCCAUCUACAGCAAAGGAUGCCAACCCUCGAACACACAACAAAAUCAUUCCUACGUAACUGGCGAAUUAAGUCAUAUUUGAAUGAUCAAACAGAUUAUCCAGUAGAGUCUAAUGGGUCGGCCUUGGGUGACAGAUAUGAUAGCUAUGACACAGCUGAAAAUAUUAAAGCUCAUGCGUUGUAUUCUCAUUCUCGCUUACGAUCAUCAUUGGUGUUUCAGCCAACUUUACCUGAACAGCAGGAAGUAAGCAGCUGUGCAAGUUCUUCAAAUUCAACUAUAAUUGGGUCAGAGGGCAGUGCAACACCUAAAGGGACAUCUAAUCAUGCUCCAAGUGUGGAAAAUGGAACAGAUAAUACUUUAGAAGAGCUUAGCACAAACGUGCCACUUAAAUCAGAUGCACCAAAAACCCAUGGAAUUCACAUUGCAGACAACACAAAACCUAGUGUAAAUUCAAAUGCAGUGGGCGACUCAUCCCUCUACUUGUACGCGACACUGUGUGCAGACAAACAUGCAGAAAAUUUGAAGAACCUUCAAAAUGAAAAUAUGCUAAAAAGGAGAAGUUUUCCCAUGUUUAAUUCAAAGUCCAUAUUAGACCCUGGUGCCAACAAACACGCAUCCAGUUACGUUUACAGCACAUUGACUAGGCAUAGACUUAAGCAGCCGGUUAGUCCAAAACUGCCUGAAGACACGCUGAAGAGCUCUAAAAGUUUGCACAGUGUGACCAACCACUUGCCACAGGAGGAGAAGAACCUCAAAGGAGAGCUAAAGAGCCCAACUGCUAGCAAGGCAAUCUCUAUGGCUGCUCUCACUGAACCUAGCAAAGAGGAAUCUUGUAAGGAUUGCACUUCAAAGAAAGAAAGUAAGAAUUCCCCAAGUUUUCUGAAGAAAGGAUCCCAGAAAUUGCGGUCACUUCUUAAUCUCACACCAGACAAGAAGGAAAACUUGUCAAAAAACAAAGGUCCUGCCUUUUACAGAAUGUGUAGUAGUUCUGAUACAUUGGUUUCUGAAGAAGAGAAUCAAAAACCGAAGAUUUCUGAGAAUAAGACAGAUUCUUCCCCAAGGAGAAAGAGAAACACAUCGUCAAAUUCUCAAGGUAGCUUGAACAGAAGUAAAGAAGAUGUCACUGGGAGCCCAACGAAGUCUCCAAAGUCUCCGAAGUCACCAAAACCUCAAAAACCUCCAUCUGAUGAAAGCAAUAAAAAGUGUCCUCUCUUGUGCCCGCUUGAAAGUAAGUUCAUAGAAACUGCAGGAGAUGCAUCUACCCCAAGAUUUAAUACAGAACAGAUUCAGUAUCAAGAUGUAAAGGAAAUCACCCCAAAUACUACUCCUGAAAGUGCCCCUGUUUCUGCUCUUCAAAGAGCAAGUUCAGUGGCACCACAGCUGGCAAGCCCCAAACACCAAGAGGAGCUAAGGCCUCGUUUGAGUGAAAGGCGUGUUUAUAGUCGCUUUGAGCCGUUCUGCAAGAUGGAAAAUGCUAGCCAACCUGCAGGCAAUGCACCCAACAGCAGUUCACGUCUCUCGGAUAUCAAAAGCAAGACCUUAGGGAAUAAUUACGGCAGGAGUAAUCACAUGGUCAGCUACAACUCAACUGCUUACCAUCCAUUGCAGCCUAACGAAAAUAAGCUGAGAGGAUUUAUGCAAAAGUUUGGGAACUUCCUACACAAAAGCAAAUAAAACUUUUGUUGAUUAUGUUGAAAUACAGCAAGAGUAGCAAAGCUGGACAUAAUUGUAACUGGACAAGACUGACAGCCAACUUUUGUAGAGCUUACUUGGGUUUCUUUUUGGGUCUAGGACAUUGGAAUGAAUGUACAUAUUUUUACAUAAUUAUCCUAGAAUUGUUAUAAUUAAGUCUUUACAGAGAUUCUGUGUCCAGAAGAUGUCUCAAGGGAGUUGUUUAUAGUGUUUAUAUUGUAAGAUUAAUUUUAUACUUUUUCCUUCUGAAGAAUUUACGUACUAGCAUAUUGUAAGAUUAAGUGUGGGGAAAAAGAUGGAGAAUGUUUUUAAACUCCAAGUAAUACUGUUUCCAAAGAUUUGCCCUUUAAAAAUAGGAUAGCACUAGGAAUAGUGGCUUGCAUUUUUUCAGCAUUUAUGUACAUUCUCAAAUGAUAAACACAAAUGUUAAUGCAUUGCAUGUUACUUAUCUUUAAUUUUUGAAAACCUCUUUUAAGCUUCAUCUUGUUAAUAAUUUACCCCAUAGCAUCUAUCGAACUGUUUGGGCAGCAGAUGGAUCUAUCUUACUUUAUUGAAUUUUCCAUGUAAUAUGAUAUUUUUCUAAAGUAUUUGGCACACAGAUCUUAAAGUGACCUUAAUCUGAGCUUUCACAGACUUGUUUAUGUGGUUAAACUAAUGUGAAUGUAGGAUGAACAUUAAAAAAACUAUUUAUAAAAAAGGUGCCUUGAACAUAUAUUACAACUAGUUUUAAUUUCAAUGGAUUAAUUACAUUUGUAUAACAUGCCAGUAUUCUGUAAUGUAUUCUAAAAAUAGCUUUUUGUUACAUUUUUCUUUCUGGUGUUUAAAAAAAAAUAAACCCAUGGACAUCCAUUUCUCAGGUAAGUUUUUGAGUUUCACAUGCAACUGUUUUAAAUGUUGCCAGAUAUAUUUGCAACUCUGGCUUUAAUAACCUAGUUUUUUCAAUAAGGUUGCAAGUGCUUAAACUAGAUGUAUGAGGAAGAUUGCAAGCUCAACCCUGUGAUGCUGCCUUUUGUCCAAAUUAAUAUUACAAGGCCAGGAGCAAUUAGGCAUCUAAAAAUGAGGUUCGUAAAAGUCACCACAUCAAACAAUAAGGCACCUCUCCUAAGCCAAAGAAAGUUUCAGUGAAGGGUGAUAGUAGCAAGUGUUUAACCUUAAUGAAGGUAUUUAGGCACCUAACUUCAGUCUAAGGGACAUUUUUGUUCAUCUGAGCCUCUCAGUCAUAAAAAAUAUAUUUAGUAUAUUAAGUACCGAUGCCAGGUUAGUGGUUACAAAACACACAGGCAGGGUGUUUGGGUGGCAGCGUGGCAUCCACUUCUCGUCUGCAGGGUGCAGCCAGAACAUCCAGCUGGCUCACGCCCUCCUGGAUGUGGAGUUUGUCUCUUAGGAGAAUGCCAUAACCGUUUAGGUGUAAGAUGCUCGGCAACAGUUUUCUUCCAAAUUCAGAAAUUUGGGAAAAUUCAUUACUGAAAGCUUCUAAGCCUUACACAGGGUCUUCGUGUUUCAAAAGCAUGGUUUAGGAGUCCACUUCACUCUUAGAUCUGAAAAGUCCUACAGCUUUGUAUGGAGGAGUCCCACUAGGAAAGUUUUGGGUUUAUUCUUUAGAAAGAAACACCAAAAAGGCAUUUUGUGCACCAGCAAGACUGAGUUCAUUUGUCUCUUCUACCUGUGGCCCUGGGAAGAGAUUUUAUAUGGAAAUCUACUACACCGAGAAUCGUCGUGAUGCUAGCUCCUGUGAACUCACCAUAGUUAUUGUCAGUGAUUUCAGUGAAGCAGCAUCAGCUUUUUGUUCAAACAGUUUCUCAGGCAACCUUACUAGGUUGAUGCAUCACAGCAAUAACCGUUUCACUGUGGGGAUGGCAUUUAUUUAUGAGUGGCAAAGUCUUGCAUCUCGAUCCUCUGCUGAAAGCUUUGGUCUCCCCUUCACCUCUUCAAAAAGAGAUUUUUACUAAUUUCUUGAUGAACACCGGUCACUUUGUUCACUCCUUGCUGAAAUGCCAUAGUUGGUAUUUUUUUCCAAAUGAACAUUUAUACUGAAAUAUUCUGUCCUGACAGAGGUAGCAUUUUCAGACCCAAGGCAAGGAGUGUCAUCUUGGUACUCCAGGCAUAUUUUAAUAUAGGUACAACAUACUUCCACAGCUGCACAGCCAACAGCAACGCAAUGCUGUACUUUUUAUAACUCUCUAAUAUUUUUUAGCAGGACAGACGGUUAUCCAGGAUAGCGCGUGAAUUAACAAUGCAGCAAAGGAACUUAAUCAAGAUGCAGGUGGUGCUAAAAAUGGUGGGGAUUUUAGGAGGAUCUUUAGUUUUCACUCGUACUCUUACGAGCUCUCACCACUUGUAGCCAGUACUAUAUUGGAAAGGAAAUGAGAGAGGGAUAACAAGGGUCUUGGGGCAAAUUUUGAAGUGCCACUGCUUUCCAUUUUGUAGUAAACUUUGGGGAAUCUAUUUUGAUACAAUUUAGAAAUAUUUUGCUGUAUUUUUCAAAGUAGAUUGCUAAUUAGAGAGUCCUGAGAAAGGCAGAUAUUUUAAUUUACCAAGUCAUCUAUGUUUAUAGAUAUAUACUGCUAUUUUGUACCUACACAGAAGAUUAAGAACCUUCAGUGAAGAGCCUGCUCAUAGACUUAAUAAUGCAAAAUAAAAAAAUCACAGUAGAACUAGCUUUUUUUUCAUUUUCAGAUCUCUCCUCGGAUAUCCCGCAUAGGAAUGUGGCCACAUUAAGGCCUGAUCAGAGGUUAAUUGAACCGAAUGCAAAAGACCACUGCAGACCUCAGUGGAAGUAAGAUCAGGCACUUAAUGUAUUGACACCACUCUUUUAGGAAUGACCCAACGCUGCUUGGGCAGCGCGGGAGCAGCAGCCCAGUGCCCUGCUUGCAGCGAGGGCUUUGAAGGUGGGGGAGCACGCUGGGGAGCUCCGCAGGUGAUGCACGGGCCAACUGUUAGUUUGUUCCUUCCAGAAUUGUGUGUUAAAGGUGAGAAAACAAUGCUCAUCCAGUCCUGUCUGAUCUUGCCUCGUGUCUCUGUGGGAACCCAGCUGUUCACAAAUAGAAAGGAGAAAUAUGGAAAAGACAGACACCCACUUUUUGCAUCAGCAAAGACAAGGCAUAUGCACAUGUUUGGAGGGAAAAAUAAGAUACAUUUUUGAACUUCCUUUUUCCCAAAGCUUGUCUUGAUGUUUCUGCUUUUCCAAGGAGAAUGCAUUUUGCUCAACGUGUCCUACAUGUGGUCUGCACGUUGCAAGUUUGUUCCACCCCGCACACGCCCAAUGCACUCCCAGUUUUGUAAGACUAUGAAGUAACAGCUGCUGCCGUGCAAGACGGUCAUCUGGCCAAAUGGCUUGGGAGUUGGGAAACCCAUAAAAAAUGAUGCGUCACUUCCACAUUCCAUAAAACUCCAUUAGCACCUUAAUAGAUCUAGGAGGGUGGCUGUGCGAAAGCUGAUCGGGAGCACUGUCGGGAGCGGAGGGCAGUGCAGCCGGGAGAUACAGGCUUCUCAUACGGUGCCCAUUCAAUUCACGUCGUAAAUAAACCGCCCCUACAUACGGUCAUAAUACCCGGUGAAUCAAUUGCUUCAUUUCUUCAGCCUUGUAACAAACAAUUUUUACCGCCUCUCAGAUUGCAAAAUGUUGGUUGUUCUCUUAUUAAUGGGCUUGCAUUGCACUCUUUAUUCAUGCUAACAGACACGAACUAGAUGUAAAUGUUGAAAAUUAAGAAAAAUUAAAUUUCCAGCUGUCUAGUACAUGAGGGAGUAGUAUUUGUUGCAAAGCUUGAGAGAAAAAGAAAGCUUACCAGGAAAUAAAUAUUUCUGCAUUGAUAGGUGAAAAAUUACUAUUCAGAAAAAAAGUUUGAUCAUUUUUUAGCUUUCUGAAAUGUGUUAGGAAAUGUCAUUUAUAAAAAGUCAUAAGAAAAAUAAUACCAAAAUCUGUUGCAGGACAAUGUAAAAAUAAAAUUUUAAAUGGCUCGACUAGGCUGUACGAUAUAUAUAUAUAUCUCGCGUAUAUAUGGUUUCAUUGUUUUCUUUAGGCCAUGUCUAAUUUUGACUUAUGGCGACACCACGUUUCAACAUCAUGUCUGGCAUAUUUCUUUCAGAUGUCGCAUAUGCUAGUGUUAAAAUACCAUUCUUCUGGUUUCAGGGUUUAGUUCAAUCUUCCUUAGCGCUGGGUCUGUGGAUCCCUGGUGAUCAAUAAGAUUUCAAAAGGUGACAUGGAAGUGAAUUCAGGUGACUGGAAAAACCCAAUGAGAUAAAACAGAAAAGCAUUUGUGCAUAUUUCCAUAUACAGCAAAGGAAGCAAGUAAAAUCAGAACAUAAAGUCAGAAGUAAACAUCCGUAAUGUGCUUUCUACCACUUGAAAAUGAAAGCUGGUACACCAGCGCUGCAGGAAAAAAAAAAAAUCAAGUGCUCUUUGAUUAAAAUAGCUGAGAAACACUGACCUAGAUGAUGCAAAGCAAGCAUGAGGGCUGCUACGAACACACAAAACUCCAGAAGAGAUAUUACCGCGUAAUUUCUGGGGGUGGGGAAUAAAAAGUAAUUCCAUCAAGUUGGUUUCAAUACUGACAGAUGUCAAAUACUGUGCUGGUUUCACUUAAAAUUGUUACUUGAUCUGUAAAUCCUUUUUCUCAGAUGGAAUUCCUGGAUUACAUAGCAGCUAUAUUAUGGAUAUACUGUGUA